AUGGCGCGCACCAGCUUCCCCUUUCCCGCCUGCGCCUCCCAGCAGCAAAUCCGCGAUGUCUCCGCUCGCAUAUACUCCCAGGUGUUCGAAUCUCCCCGAACAAUAUUUCUCGACGCCGAAGCCCGCGGCCAGGGCAGCUGGCAAUUCUUCAUGGUCCCUCUCAGGCCUGGAGAUGUGGAGAUGAUGGAGGGAUUUGGGGCUCUCUCGCUCACCUGCCGCGCCCAGCAUGCCGCUGUUGUGGAGUUUCUGGGUGACGAGACCAUCUUCGAGCUGAAGAUCGCACCGCCCGGCGGACCCACCCUCACCUGCUCGCCCGAUCCCCACAACAUCAUCAAGAACAUGGCGAGGCUGGACAUCUGGCUGACGCCAGAGUCGAACACCCAUUCGCGGAGCGAUUGGGUGAUUGUGUUGAAGGUGCGGCGAGAUGGGAGGGUUCGCUCGUGCGAGGCGAGAAAGAUGAUGGGAGUGUUGGAGGGAGGCGAGUGGUGGACGGGGGAGCUGGCGUGGUUGAACCACGUCAAUCUGGCAGACGAGCAUGCGAGGGCUUGGGAGGUGGAGGGAGAGAGCAGCGAGGAGGAUGAGAGUGAUGUGGAGAUGGGAGAGGGAGAGGAGCAGCCAAGUGGCGACGAGAAGACGCUUUCGGGAGAAGAUGAGGACGAGGAAGACGAGGAGAUGGCCGAGGGUGGCUCAGGGAGCAGCGAAGGGAGCGAGAUGAGCGUGGAUGUUUAG
Molecule: messenger RNA, 729 nt
Organism: Zasmidium cellare ATCC 36951
Lineage: Eukaryota; Fungi; Ascomycota; Dothideomycetes; Mycosphaerellales; Mycosphaerellaceae
Exons: 2
Coding region: 1-729 (242 amino acids)
Source: RefSeq, a predicted model, not a curated record